Brachypodium distachyon (stiff brome) is the source of this 1364-nucleotide messenger RNA. RefSeq lists its product as uncharacterized. Gene Ontology annotation, molecular function: DNA-binding transcription factor activity; protein dimerization activity. Gene Ontology annotation, biological process: regulation of DNA-templated transcription. The transcript is spliced from 2 exons. The record is from RefSeq and is a predicted model, not a curated record. Bases 246 to 1229 code for a protein of 327 amino acids. Lineage: Eukaryota; Viridiplantae; Streptophyta; Magnoliopsida; Poales; Poaceae.
ACCCCGCAGGAGGAGGACCAUCCUAACAUAGCUAAGCUAGGCUGCACACUUGCGCCCAGCAGCAGCAGUUCGUCCCCAGCUAGCUACAAAGAAUCUUUCGCGGAUCGGUCGAUCGGUCUGUCCGAACGAUCGGAUCCCGGUCAGUUAAUUCAGACCUGCAGUGCAGCGGCAACAUCUGCAAGCAAGGGUCGUCCAAUUUGAAGCAAGUUGUGAGCUAGUCUGGUUCGCCGGCCGGUGGCAGCGUCAUGGACGGCUUCGGCUGGAGCACGCAGCAAACGCCUCCUGGCGCGGCGAGCUGCCCGAAAGACGAUGCCCUCCUAGCCGCCUUCUUAGGCGGCGCCAGCACCACCUUCGAGCUCCUCCACUCUGCCGCCGCUGGCAUCUCUGACGACGCUUACGGCCACGAACUGCCGCCCUCGUGUCAGGACGACGAUAUUCUCAGGCGCCUCCUUCGCUGCCGCGACAGCGUGAACUCCCCGCUUCCCUCUGCCGUUGACGUCCCGUCAAAAGCCGCUAUCUUGCACAACUCGGCGGGUUCGCUCCGGGCGCCGGCCCCGCCCAUCGGCCAGCACGACAGCAGCUUCGCCUUCUUCCCCAACGCCGGCGACGCCUUCUCCGGCCACAGCACGGCCACCGGCAACAUCUCCUCCGGAGAUUCCAACACGCACGACGCCGAGGUGGCCUCGCCGCCGUGCAUCGUGCCGGCGACGAGGACGACGACAGGCACGGAGGCGAUGGCGCAGGCGAAGCAGGAGGCGAUCAUCUACCGCGCGGCGGCGGCGGCGUAUUCUUCUUCCCCGGCGGCGGCGGCGGGGGCGGAUCCUCCCCUGGGGCCGCGGCGGCGGCGGAGGAACGUGCGGAUCUCGAGCGAGCCGCAGACGGUGGCGGCGCGGCUGCGGCGGGAGAAGGUGAGCGAGCGGCUGCGGGCGCUGCGGAGGCUGGUGCCGGGCGGCGGGUCGGGGAAGAUGGACACGGCCUCCAUGCUCCACCAGGCCGCCUGCUACCUCAGCUUCCUCAAGGCGCAGCUCGCCAGGUUCCAGGCCAUGGCCGCCGCCGAUGGCCGGGCUUCUUAUUCGUCGAAUUCGUCGUCGAUGCAGCGUUACGAUAAUCCUCCCGAAUCUCUUGGUGGCGGCAAUAUUGGCAAUGGCGGCGCCGUGCUUUCGUUCAGGAGAGAUGAUAGCGUCGAUGGUUACGUGAGAGGCAAUAAUUGGAACAUGCAGUCGUUGUAGCACGCAGCAGUCACGCACGGUUUGCGUAUUUGGUAGUGUGUACCAUGUCAUUCUUAUGAUCGAUCACAAAGUGUUUCAUCUUUGCUCUGUUGUUGAGCGGAAUCAAUAAUACUCCUAGUACGUGCAAUUUCUGAA